Messenger RNA from Oryza sativa Japonica Group (Japanese rice), 1110 nucleotides. Its product is annotated as HVA22-like protein a. The record is from RefSeq and is a predicted model, not a curated record. NCBI's taxonomy places the organism in Eukaryota, Viridiplantae, Streptophyta, Magnoliopsida, Poales, Poaceae.
AAGCAGGCAGACAACACAAAAGAACAAGAAAGAGGAGUGGGUUGGCUAAAGGGUGAAGAAACCAAAUAAGAAAAAGAUAAAAAGGGGAAAAGGUCGCCCAGCGGCUGAAACCGACCUGCAUUGCUCCUCGCUGCUUUGGAUUCGCACUUCGCAGCUUGAGACCGGGAGCAGGACGAGCGGCGGAAUGGGUUCCGGAUCCGGAUCUUUCCUCAAGGUGGUGGUAAAGAACUUGGAUGUUCUUGCGGGGCCUAUAGUUUCACUUGCUUAUCCACUAUAUGCAUCUGUUCGAGCGAUAGAAACAAAAUCUGCUGUAGAUGAUCAGCAAUGGCUCACAUACUGGGUGUUGUACUCGUUUAUCACUCUAUUUGAGCUCACUUUUUCUCCGGUACUUGAAUGGCUUCCUUUAUGGUCUUAUGCUAAAUUGUUUUUCAAUUGCUGGUUGGUCUUGCCCUACUUCAAUGGUGCUGCACAUGUCUAUGAACACUUUGUGAGGCCAAUGGUUGUCAACCAGCAAAUAGUUAAUAUCUGGUACAUCCCAAGAAAGGAUGAGUCAGAUAGACCCGAUGAUGUGAUAUCAGCUGCGCAGAGAUACAUUGAACAAAAUGGAUCAAGAGCGUUUGAAAGUCUGGUUAACAAGUUUAAGGCUUCAAACACAAGGCGCUCCAUUCUGGAGGAGGUAGAGGCUGAAAGAAGAGCCAAGGCUGAACUAGAAGCAGAAGCAAGGGAUGAGAAUCCUUUCUUCAAUCAAAAUUAUCGGUACUAGAAGUCAGGGUUCAUAGGAUCAAAUUUAUGCUCAUGGGGUAUGUGUUCAAACGAUCAUGGAUUAGUGUAAAUAGGUUCUAGGAUUCGAGUAUUCUUGCUACUCUUGUUGAUGCAGGGUUCUUGCCAUGAAGUAAUAAAUACUAGUGAACUAGAUUUGGCUUCUAUCAUAUGAAAAUGCUAGAAUGAACAACAGCAUCUGCAGACAACUGAUUUGGGAAUUUUGUUUGGUCCUGUCUAGCAACACAUAUGAGGCGAUCUGUUCACAGAAUUAGCACCAAUUACUCUAUUGUACCGCUGGCCCCGCUCUUGCCGGAUGGACCGUUCCAACGUAAGAACGACUUACGAGUA